AUGACAUCUGACGUCCCCGGCUUCCCCCAGUACCUCGCCGCGGUGCCAUACACGCAACCCGCGGGCUAUCUCCGCACCGUCGACCUCUGGCUGCGCUCCAGCGACAAUAGCAAUGCCGACUCGUCAGGCCUCUGGGUCAUCUACCUCCACGGCGGCGCCUGGCGCGACCCAGCGCAAAACUCGCAGUGCUUUUUGCCGACGCUCUCAACCCUCAGCACCUCGCCCUCGCACGCACCCACGCUGCAGCGCCUCGCCGGCAUCGCCAGCAUCAACUACCGCCUCUCGCCGCACCCCACCCACGCAACAGACCCAAGCACACCCGACGACGCAGAGCGCAGCGUCCACCACCCACAGCACGUCCGCGAUGUCCGCGACGCACUUGCAUAUCUGCAGCGCGAACACGGCGCCAAGCGCUGGAUAGGCGUGGGCCAUUCCUGCGGCGCAACAUUGCUGCUCCAACUCGUCAGCGCCAUGGGCCUUGAGCAAUCGCUCCAGCAAACCGGCAUUGUAGGCCCCGAAGCCCUCAUCCUGCUCGAAGGCAUCUACAACAUCCCGCUGCUACUCAAAAACCACGCUGCGCCCGCGUGUCCGCCGCACUUUGUCGACAUGUACAAGGCCCUUGUCGCCGGCGCGUUUGGCCCCCACAACGAGCAAUUGUAUCUCGCGGUAUCCCCCGUGUCCGGACAUUAUGGCGUGCAGGAGUGGCCUGAGAGCAAGCUGCUGGUCAUGUGUCAUAGCUAUGAGGAUGACCUUGUGGAGCGCGCUCAGCGCGACGUCAUGUGUGUUGCGCUGGACCGCGAGGGCUGGAGCAUUGUCAUGGAGGCUGGGGAUGAAGAGGACGAGGUGCGGAGGGAGGGCCGCCGAGUGCUCAACGUGCGGGAUUUACGGGGGACGCAUGAUUUUAUUUGGAGGGACGGAAAUCAGAUGGCUACGUUGAUUACAGAGGUUGUGCAACGGCUGGCCUGA
Molecule: messenger RNA, 966 nt
Organism: Exserohilum turcica Et28A
Lineage: Eukaryota; Fungi; Ascomycota; Dothideomycetes; Pleosporales; Pleosporaceae
Exons: 1
Coding region: 1-966 (321 amino acids)
Molecular function (GO): arylformamidase activity
Source: RefSeq, a predicted model, not a curated record